UGUCCUGUCCUGCCUGCCUGCCUGCCUCUCAGCGCCCCGCCGGCGGUCUGCUCGCCCCGUCCGCUUGCCAUGGCCAAGGAGCUGUACCACAAGGAGUUUGCCAGCGCCGGCCAGAAGAGCGGGCUGCAGGUCUGGAGGAUCGAGAAGCUGGAGCUGGUGCCUGUGCCCGAGAGGUUGUAUGGCAACUUCUACGUGGGAGAUGCCUACCUGGUGCUCUACACCGUCAAGAGGAACAACGGCACCUUCUACAAGCUGCACUUCUGGCUGGGAAAAGAAUGUACUCAGGAUGAAAGUGCAGCUGCAGCCAUCUUUGCUGUUCAGAUGGAUGACUACCUAGGAGGGAAGCCUGUGCAGAGUAGAGAAAUUCAAGGAUAUGAGUCUACUGAUUUUGUUGGAUAUUUCAAAGGCGGCAUUAAGUACAAGGCAGGUGGUGUUGCUUCUGGCUUUAAACAUGUGGUCACUAAUGAUCUGACUGCACAGAGACUUCUGCAUAUCAAGGGCCGGCGCGUAGUAAGAGCCACAGAAGUUCCCCUCAGCUGGGCCAGCUUCAACAAAGGCGACUGUUUCAUUAUUGAUCUUGGAACUAAAAUUUUCCAGUGGUGUGGUUCAACAUGCAAUAAGUAUGAGCGCCUGAAAGCUAAUCAAGUGGCUGUUGGCAUUCGGGACAAUGAAAGGAAUGGAAGGUCUCAGUUAAUCGUUGUGGACGAAGGAAGUGAACCAGAUGAAGUUAUAAAGGUUCUGGGGGCCAAACCGUCUCUUCCUGAGGGUGAUGAAGAUGGUGAUGAGACAGCUGAUAUUAUGAACAGAAGAACUGCUAAACUGUACAUGGUAUCAGAUGCAAGCGGGUCCAUGAAGGUGUCAGUGGUUGCAGAGGAAAACCCAUUCUCUAGGGCUAUGCUUUUGUCUGAAGAGUGUUUCAUUUUGGACCAGGGUGCAGCAAGAAAGAUCUUUGUGUGGAAAGGCAAAGUUGCUAACCCACAAGAGAGAAGGACAGCCAUGAAGACUGCUGAAGAAUUUAUACAGCAAAUGAAUUACCCUGCCAACACUCAGAUUCAAGUUCUUCCAGAAGGAGGUGAAACUCCAAUCUUCAAACAGUUCUUCAGAGACUGGAAGGAUAAAGAUCAAAGUGUUGGCUUUGGGAAAGUGUAUGUCACUGAGAGAGUGGCUAGAAUUAAACAGAUUGAAUUUGAUGCUACCAAGUUGCAUGAAUCUCCACAAAUGGCUGCACAACACAAUAUGGUAGAUGAUGGUUCAGGGAAAGUGGAGAUCUGGCGUGUUGAAAGCAGUGGCAGAAUCCCUGUAGAUCCUGAGACAUACGGAGAAUUUUAUGGUGGUGAUUGCUAUAUUAUACUGUAUACUUAUCCUAAAGGGCAGAUCAUCUACACGUGGCAAGGAACACAUGCAACAAAAGAUGAAUUGACAGCAUCUGCUUUUUUGACUGUCCAACUUGAUCGGGCACUGGACGGACGGCCAGUGCAGAUACGAGUCACGCAAGGCAAAGAGCCUGCACAUUUGCUCAGCUUGUUCAAAAAUAAGCCACUCAUUGUCUACAAGGAUGGAACAUCUAAGAAAGGAGGUCAGAAACCUGCUUCCCCCACACGCCUGUUUCAAAUACGCAAAAAUCUGGCCUCCACUACCAGGAUUAUAGAGGUUGAUGUUGAUGCAACUUCACUGAACUCCAAUGAUGUUUUUGUUCUGAAACUGCCAACAAACUCAGGCUAUACCUGGGUAGGAAAAGGAGCAAGCAAAGAAGAAGAGAAGGGAGCUCAGUACGUAGCCAGUGUUCUAAAAUGUCAAAUGGCUAGGAUUGAUGAAGGCAAGGAACCAGCGGAAUUCUGGAAAGCCCUUGGAGGCAAGAAACAAUACCAGACUUCCACACAGCUCCUGACUGAGUCUGAAGACCACCCUCCUCGUCUGUAUGGCUGUUCUAACAAAACUGGCAGGUUUAUUAUUGAGGAGGUUCCAGGAGAGUUCACACAGGAUGAUCUGGCUGAAGAUGAUGUCAUGUUGUUAGAUGUUUGGGAUCAGGUGUUUAUCUGGAUUGGUAAAGAUGCCAAUGAAACUGAGCGAAAUGAAUCUCUCAAAUCUGCCAAACGCUAUAUUGAGACAGAUCCUUCUGGAAGGGACAAGGGAACUCCAAUCAUUACUGUGAAGCAAGGACUUGAACCCUCAACCUUCACUGGCUGGUUCCUGGCCUGGGAUUCCAACAAGUGGAAAAACUGAUUUGUCAGAGAAGGUUUCUGCUACCAACUCAUCAGUCGUUGGAAUAGGCCUAUGCUCUGGCAUUUUUAAGCAUGAGCUUGCAAAAUGGUCUUGAUGCAGCUAUUAUCACCCAUCACCCAUUCCCCAGCUUUGAGUAAGGUAGCAUAUCUUAGCUUUGAAAGGCUUAAAUGAAAAUGGCAAAAUAAUAAGAUGGUGGUGGGUUAUUUUUAUGCAGUAAAUACACGACACAUUAUCAUUGGUUUGGUUUGGUUUCAGAGUGCCUUUUCAAACAGAAGCUGUAGAUCAGUUUCAUCAGAAUACAAAAUGCAAAAAAUAAAAUAACAUCCCUGGGCCAAACUCUGCUCUCAGUACCUGUAGAAAUUCAGAGUAAGUCCAAAGAAAGUACUUCUGAUCUACAGUGAUGAAACAGAGUAGAAUUUGGUCUGAUGAAGGCCUAACAUUGCAUUUAUUCAGACCCAUGGGAAAAACCCCAAAAGCAAAACUCAUCCUUAAUUUUUCUAACGAGCCAAAAAUUUCUAGUCCUUUCUUGUGCAAACCUCCAGCUGAAGGCAGAAUCACAAGUGGGAGCUCUGUUGGACUCAUACUGGGUUCAAGCUUCAGGUUUGUCUAACUGCUGCUCUUACAUGCAUUCCAGCGAGCCAUCACUUCUGAAUGGCAUCAGGAGUGACAGCUUAAACCAGUUUUAGACUGGCAUGGCAAAUUAGCCCUCAAACCUCCCCCAGUGCCAUUCUGAUUCCCUUCCCCUGCUUGAUUUCCUACUCUGCUUUGUUUCUUGCCCUAUUUGCUGCUGUACCGCUCGUCUCCUCCCUCAUCUGCCAAGUGCCACUUGUGGCACUCAUGCUUCAGGAUGGCCACCUCUUGCUUAAACAGUGACUGGGUGCACAUCAUCUGGAUUCAUUAAGUGGCAAUUCAGCACGUACUGCAUGUCCCAGUACAGGUCAUCUCAGCCCCUAUCAUGCUCACUCCCCUUGACUCAUUUGCAUUCAGUUUGUUUCAGAGAUUCGUUCAAACUGCCAAACACAGCAAACAUUUCUCAUUAUAUAGAAGACAUCAGAUGCACUAUACAAGGGCUUUGGCAAACCACUUUUCUCUCAUUAGCACUCCUUAUUCUGGGAACAUGUUGCUAUAUGAGUAAGUUCUGUUGAAUUUGGCCAGAAAUUAAGAAGGGACCCUAAGUUAUUUUGUUGCAAAGAAUGCAGUCUGUUUUAUUCUUAGGAAUCAAGAGAGAGAUUUUCAAAGGGAUGUGUUUGUGUUUUUCGUUUAGCUUCACAAGGCCUCCACCCCACCCUCCAAGUCCCCUGUCAAAGCCCGCUGGGAUUAUUCUGUUUCAAACUUAGAGUAAUCUCUUGACUAUUUACUUCAUAAUGCUUAUUUUACAGUUCGUAUAAGUGCAACUCAAAUUGCCUAUGUACCAAAGUGGAUUCUUAAUAAUGAAUGUUAAUUGUAUUUUUAUGUAUUUUUAAAUUAGUUAGAAAAUUCAAGUUUUAAACUUGUGUUUGUACCUUUUCCUACGUAACUAUUUAGAUUUUAAAGCUCAGUAAAGCAAAGAAGUGAAAACAGCCUCAGCUCAUAGUCAAAAUUAUUGAACAAAUUGCAUUAUCUGGGCAACUGGAAGUACAAGAACAAGGGGAUGCAGCAAAAUAUUAAAACCAGCUCUAAAUCCAGCUUAAAGAGCAGAGAGGGCAGUGAGUUAAUUCUGGGAGUUUAUUAGCUUGAGGCAUUUGUUUAUAUCUCUGUUACAGCAAUUUAACUAUAUCUGGAAGUUUUGUGUAAAAUAAAGUUACAGAACACAGUAUUAUAACAGUA
Molecule: messenger RNA, 4029 nt
Organism: Gavialis gangeticus (Gharial)
Lineage: Eukaryota; Metazoa; Chordata; Crocodylia; Gavialidae
Gene: SCIN
Product: scinderin
Exons: 16
Coding region: 70-2223 (717 amino acids)
Biological process (GO): actin filament severing; barbed-end actin filament capping; actin polymerization or depolymerization
Cellular component (GO): actin cytoskeleton; cytoplasm
Molecular function (GO): phosphatidylinositol-4,5-bisphosphate binding; actin filament binding
Source: RefSeq, a predicted model, not a curated record